Caenorhabditis angaria is the source of this 2708-nucleotide messenger RNA. Lineage: Eukaryota; Metazoa; Nematoda; Chromadorea; Rhabditida; Rhabditidae. The record is from the annotation of a GenBank genome assembly.
AUGGCAUUUGAUAUGAGCAGCAUGGGUGGUCUUUUUGCACCAAAUCAAACACAACAACCCGGAGGAGUUCAACCAAAUCUCUGGCCAUUUCAACAACAUAUUCCACCACCGCCAUCAGCAACAACUGCCGGUGGAUUGAUGAAUUUCGAUGAUUUUCCAGCACUUCUGAAUCUCAAUCAAUUUGCUGCUCAACAACAACAACAGCAAACAGCUCCACCACCAUCACAAUUUGCAGCCGCUGCAUUUCCAGCUGCGUUUGCUGCGGCUGCCGCUGCUGGAAAUCAGCAACAACAACAAUUGCCGCAACCUGUUCAAUUACCACCACAAAACAUUGUGAGCCAAGGUGUGGAUAAUGGUGGAGCGAAAGCGGAUACAAUUCAAGGAAUUGGAGUUUUGACUUGGUUGAGUGCGAAAGCUGGAUUGAUUACCUGCAAAGAUCAAAUGGUUAUCUCAUUCCAGUUGAAAGAUUUUUGUGAUCAGGUGAGAAUUUUGAAAAAAAUAUUCAAAUUUGCAAGUCAUACUCGAUUUUCUGACAAUAGGUCGCGAACGUACUGAUAAAUUCUUCUCUAAUAUGGUCAGUUGAAAGAACGUUCAGAAAAAUAACUUACAGUACUCGAAAAGUUUGAUUUUUUUCAAAUAUUGUAGAACAUUCAAAUAAACAUAAAAAUAAUAUUAUUGUUUUUUUCUCUGUAACAUAAAAUUUUAUAUUCAAAUGUUUUCCAGAUGCUCAACGAUUUAACAUCGGUUCUCCGUGUUGGUUUCACAUUGUCUUUCCACGCUGCUCUCAAUGAAACAAGCGAAUACACCGCCACAAUUGUUCAACCAAUUUAUGGCCCUGAAGCCGAACUUGUUUUCCGCAAUUCAAAUGAAGUCGAUCUCGAAUCAGCCAAUCCAACACCGGCCAACUCAAAAGAUGCUUAUAGUCCAUCAAUCGAAGCUCGUGCAAUUCCAGCAUUAUUGGCGAUUUUCCAACGUCAUGGUCUUCAACAAAUUCAAUUGAGUAGCCUUCAUUCACAAAUGUCGAAUUGUGGCGAUGAGGAAUUAUUCCGUUAUGUUGGAACAUCUUCAUUGAAAAGACGACAAUUUGUUGAACGAAGAACUCAUAUUUUUAGACUUCAAAAUGACGAUUCAAUUAUUCUUCAAUUUCCAUCGGUUUAUGUUGCAGUUUACAAGCUGGCCUUGUUUUUGCUUCGACACGGUGGAGCAACUUCGAUUCAAUCACUUUUUGAUUAUUAUAUUGGAUCAGAUAUUGCUCAAGAAAUUCGCGAUCAUAAUGGAGAUGGACGUCAAGAUUUUUUGAAUUUGUUGAACUCGCAUAAUUGGGUUUUCGCAUUGUUUCCAAACAGAACCUAUGUUUCUGUUCGAAGAAAUUUGCCAAAUUAUGAUUAUCCAGCUUUCAUCAAACAGGUUUGUUAGAAUAACUUAAAUAAGUGUGUUAAAUUCUCUGAAAUUUAAUAUUUUCAGCAUUUCCCUGAAUUCGAAUCACGUAGAACUAUCCACAAACAAAUGUCAUCAUAUGGUGCACCACAAAAUGGCGCAGGUCCACGUGGAAUUCAACGAACAAUGUCUGUUCAAAUGUCAGCAUCAAAUGGUGCAAAUUCAGCUGUUGCGGCAGCAGCUCGUCAGAGUCUUCUUCAAAUGCAACAACAGCAACAACAGGUGUCAAACGCAUCUCGUCCAAUCAAUUUAUGGGAUUCACAAUCGGCUACUUCAGUCAAUCCAGUUUCAACUGCUUCCGAUCAAUGGAGCCCAUUAUUUUCGCCAACAACUUGGUCGAAUACUCGUCCACCACCACCUCCAAUGAAUUCAGCUACCAGCAAUGUUAAUGAGACCUUGUUGUCGGGAGCGAAUUUUAGCGCCUUGUUGAGUUUGGCACAGAGCCAAAGAGUGAGUUUUUUUUUUAAAUUUGAAUUCGAAAUUUAGUCCAAUAAGUUGAAAAUCCAGAAUUCUUUACAAACUACCUAUUUUUUCAGCCAGUAAUGUCGCGCGGAGUUCAGUCAGAAUUUGGUGGAAGCGGCGCAAUUGGAAUCGGCCGAAAUGGUUGCACAUGUUCGUGUACUUGUGGACGUGGCGGAAUUUCAAAUGUAAAUAAUGUUGGAGUUAUCGGAAAUCGUGGAUCUUCAUCACGCGCUUCCGGCGGUUCUGCUAGUCCACCAAGUAUUGAUAGCAACAGUCCAUUUGAUCGAUUCUCACCAUUGAAUGGUAGGUUUUUUGAAAAGAAAAAAACAUUUGAACAAAGGUGUUUGAAAAACACUGAAAAAUUUAGAAGCAACACAAUUUCUCACGAAAAAAAAUUAGUUUUUAUUGAUUUUCAGCGGAUUUCGAUGAAAAAUUUCAAAAAAGUUAGAAUUUUACACAUUUUUCAAGACAAAAUCCACAUUGCAUAAAAUGUUUUUGGACACCAGGUGUCCCAGGAAACUUUUUUUGGAGUUAUUCCAAAAUAAAAUUUUCCUUGACAGGUUAAAUUUUAUUCAAAAAAUGUCAAAAAAAAAUAUUUUCCAGCUGUUGGUUCAAUUGGUGAUCGUCUUCUCUCGUCUUCCAAUCAAGUUCUAACCGAUCUCACCUCAGUUACAUCUUCUGGUCCAGCAACAUCGAGUUCAACCAACUCUACUGGCCAACAACAACAACAACCUCGUUAUUACGAUCCGUUCGGCACCACCGACAUUCUCAAUGGAGCACAUUUGAGCUCAUUGAGAAUUGGAAAUUAA